Molecule: messenger RNA, 3087 nt
Organism: Platichthys flesus (European flounder)
Lineage: Eukaryota; Metazoa; Chordata; Actinopteri; Pleuronectiformes; Pleuronectidae
Gene: rnf4
Product: ring finger protein 4
Exons: 6
Coding region: 2297-2902 (201 amino acids)
Biological process (GO): positive regulation of transcription by RNA polymerase II
Molecular function (GO): zinc ion binding; transcription factor binding
Source: RefSeq, a predicted model, not a curated record
CUUGUGUUCAAAACUCUUUGACUCAUUUCAGCUCAGUUCACGUGUUUAUUCAAACAUUAAACAUGAAAACGUCUUAAAUAGCGACCGAAGUUAGCCCAGCAGCUACUAGCUAACAGGAGCUACUAUCAGACAGUCAGAGGGAAACGCGCCUGUUCGUAGGAAACAGUUUAACGAUGUACACAUGCUAACGUACGUCCUUUACGUUGGCAUUGACCCGUUCAUCCAGUAGAGGGCAGCGCAGAGUUUAACAACAAAUGACAACGAGGAGGUGAAGAAGUUUCUGCUUCUUCUUCGUCUCUUCAUACUUUCUUCUCCUCUCAAACUUCCACCAUCGUCUUCCUCAUUUCCCACGGGCGCAGCGUUGCCUGAUGGGAAAUGUUGAAGUAUCGUACCAGAAGCUUAACAUUAUUCUAGUUUGAGUAGAAUAACAGUAAACGAGCAGAGCGUUAUUGAUCAUGAAGAGGGGAAAGUAUCAUACAACUGGCAACACUGUGAUCGUGUCACUGGAACUUGUGGCUAUUGGUUUUGUAGCUUUAAGUUUUAUUGAGCGAAUAUACAAACAAUAUUAAUUCAGAGUACAAAUAGAAGACGGUCACUUUACAUGUGUGUAAACUGAUCCUAGCACCUGAUGAGGCGGUUGUCUAGUGGCAGAAACUUGGACUCUGGGCAGAGAAGGUCUCUGGUUCGACUCUGGUUCGACUCCACGGAGAAACAACAAAAGACAAACCUGGAUUGAUCUGUCAAAAAAAUCCAAGAGUCUCCCUACCCUGUCUAGUGCCACUGAGCAAGGCACCUUACUCCCCCAACAUCUGCCCCCCGAGCGCCAUACAUGGUCGCUCACUGCUCUGUGUGUCCUGCACCAGAUGGGUCAAAAGCAGAGGUUACAUCUCCCUACCUGCAUGAGUGUGUCUGUGUUUGGGAUGAAUAAAUGCAUCUUAAUCUUAAUCUUAAUCCUCAUCAAUUCUCUGAAGGUGCUGAAUGAAUCUGAUCAGUUUAAUGUAAGUAAAAGGAUGUGUUAGUUUCUGUUCUCAGUGUCCUGGUGUCCUCAGCGUCCUGGUGUCUUCAGCGUCCUGGUGUCUUCAGCGUCCUGGUGACCUCAGCGUCCUGGUGUCUUCAGCGUCCUGGUGUCCUCAGAAUCCUGGUGUCCUCAGCGUCCUGGUGUCUUCAGCGUCCUGGUGUCAUCAGCAGUGUCCUGGUGUCUUCAGCGUCCUGGUGUCUUCAUCGUCCUGGUGUCUUCAGCGUCCUGCUGUCCUUAGCAUCUGUGUGCCUCUGAUGACAUGAGCAGUUCUGUGAGUUUUCUUCUUCUCGGAUACUUAGAUUUUGAUGUGCUUAACAUGUUUCAUCUAUUCACUUCAAUAAGUUAUGACUGUUACAUCAUCACGACUGUGACAUCACAGUAAAACCUUGAUCACGACUCUGGCAUCAUUAUCAUGCCUCUGAUUGGUUGACAGGCUCUAUUUAGGAGGUUUUAAUGAACUAGGAUCAUUUAUUAUAUAUUUGAUUUUUAACAUAUUGAAUACAUAUUCAAUAUGUUCUUCCGGGCCACUAAGGCCCACGGACUCGAACACAGAGGUACCGUGGUACCAUUGAGAGUGGGGGGGGAGCCGCCCGCCUCGCUGUGCUCCAGAGGAACAGCCUCCUCUACCCCGACAGCAGGGAGACAGGAGAUCCACUUCUGACCCACAUGUAGACCCGUCCUCAUGUUUGACCCAGAAGGCAACCUCCAGAUGUUCGGUCUGAGAGUCCAGUCUCCGCAGAGAUUGAUUGAAUCUUUACAUCCCAGACUCACUGACCAGAAACCUCUCGGGGGGGGCAUGAUCACUAGAAGUUUUCACAGAAGAAUUUUAGGCAGAGCGAGGUUUGAAGAAGCUGCCUCCCAAUCGUCCACUCUCUCUUUAUUCUCUUCUUCCAAAAAUGAUUCAUUGAUGGAAAAACCUUUUUCUGAAUAUCUGUAGUAUUAUCUAGGGUUAGGGUUAGCAGCAGGGCUCCAUCUAAUUGGCCAAAUAUAUUUACAUGGCACAUGGAACAUGUAUCGCAGUUCAAGUCUUUUGCGAUAUGUAUGUUGCCCAUGUUGAUAUCGCAAUGAUACUAAAGACACAUAAUUGGGGCGACUGGGAUUGAACCACUGUUCUUGUGUUUUGACCCGAUCGAUCCCCUGAGCCACAGCUAAUUGGACGGACGACUUAUACCCUUGAAAUCACUUGACUCUGUUUUGUUUCAAAUGAGGAGUCAGAUAUGAUGACCAAUCAGCAGUAACUGUUCCAGAGGAUUAAACCCCCCCCCCCCCUCUAGUGCGAUGACGUCUCUUUUUCAGGCUCACAGGAAGAGGAGGAGCACAGGAAGUUCUGUUCGUUCCCAACCCAGCACCAAGAACAGCAGAGCGACUAACGCUAACAGAGUGGCUAGCAGGAUGGCUGAUGUUAGCAGCACACCUGAUGGUGACACUCCCCCUUCCACAGAGACCAUUGAUGUGAUGGACAACGCUGAGGACAGUGUGGAGGAGGUGGUGGAUCUGACCUGUGAAGCAUCGGAAGCUGCUGUGGUCGACCUCACCAACAACGACUCAGUGCUGCUGGUGGACGAAGGUCCUCAGAACAGGAGAGUCCCCACAGGUGAGAGUUACAUCGUCAGCAGUGAUGAAGACGAGGACACGCUCCCUGUCCUCAACCCUGCCACCAUGUCCUCUGUGCACACCUCCAGGUCGACUCCGGGGACGAUCAGUUGUCCUGUUUGUCUGGACUCGUACUCUGAGAUUGUAGACAGCGGCCGAUUGGUUGUGUCCACUAAAUGUGGUCACGUGUUCUGCAGUCAGUGUUUGAGAGACGCUCUGAAAUCAUCACACACGUGUCCUACCUGCAGGAAGAGACUCACCCACCGCCAGUACCACCCCCUCUACGUCUGACAUCACCAGUGACCUCACCAGAUGACCUUUGCUGCUGAAACUUUUUUAUUUCAAGUUUUUUUUUAUCAGAAACAUGAAGCCUUCAGUCAGAUCGUAUUGAUAAUUGAUUGAUAAUUUAUAUUUUCAGUUUUCAUCUGAUCGUUUAAGUUUAUUUGUUAAAGUAAAAAUAAAUACUAUUGAUUCUG